Messenger RNA from Boleophthalmus pectinirostris (great blue-spotted mudskipper), 5330 nucleotides. RefSeq names its product DEAD (Asp-Glu-Ala-Asp) box polypeptide 49 (gene ddx49). Bases 178 to 1620 code for a protein of 480 amino acids. Gene Ontology annotation, molecular function: RNA helicase activity; nucleic acid binding; ATP binding. The record is from RefSeq and is a predicted model, not a curated record. Lineage: Eukaryota; Metazoa; Chordata; Actinopteri; Gobiiformes; Gobiidae. The transcript is spliced from 13 exons.
CUCAGACCACGCGGAUGUUUUCUCGGAGCCGUUCGUGAUGUUCGUGACGGGUUCAUGUGAAAAUCUUUGCGCUUUUCUGACCCGCGGAUCGUGUUUAUUUACAUUUUACCUCCGUGACAUUUAAAGACGUAAAGUAUGCUUGAGUCUUCGUGAGUUUGGUGCGUAAACUCGGUGAGCAUGAGUGAGUUUUCGGCGCUGGGUUUGUCGGAGUGGCUCGUGAAACAAUGUGUCCAACUCGGGAUCAACAAACCCACCGCCGUGCAACAAAACUGUCUGCCCCCCAUUCUGCACGGUCGGGAUGUUCUGGGCUGCGCUAAAACAGGAAGUGGGAAGACAGCGGCGUUUGUCCUUCCCGUCCUGCAGAAACUCUCCGAGGAUCCGUACGGAAUCUACUGCCUCGUCCUCACGCCGACCAGGGAGCUGGCGUAUCAGAUCGCAGAACAGUUCCGAGUCCUGGGGAAACCUCUGGGGUUGAAGGACUGUAUCAUCGUCGGAGGAAUGGACAUGGUGGCUCAGGCUCUGGAGCUCUCGUCUCAGCCUCACGUGGUGGUGGCGACUCCAGGUCGACUCGCAGACCACAUCCGCAGCUCCAGCACCUUCAGCCUGAGCAGAGUCAAGUUCCUGAUCCUGGACGAGGCGGACCGUCUGCUGGAGCAGGGCUGCACAGACUUCACCUCUGACCUGGAGGUGGUUCUGGGGGCGCUUCCCUCCAAACGUCAGACUCUCCUCUUCAGCGCCACCCUGACCGAGACACUGGAACAACUGCAGAGCGUCGCCCUCAACAAACCCUUCUUCUGGGAGAACAAGUCUGAGACUCGUACGGUGGAGGAGCUGGACCAGAGGUACAUCCUGACCCCAGAGAAGGUCAAAGACGCCCACCUGGUCCAUCUGAUCCAGACCUUCACCGACCAACACCACGACUGGUCCAUCAUCAUCUUCACCAACACCUGCAAGAGCGCUCAGGUUCUGACCAUGAUGCUGCGAGAGUUUAACUUCCCCACCAUUUCUCUGCACUCCAUGAUGAAACAGAAACAACGGUUUGCGAAUCUGGCCAAGUUCAAGGCGAGUGUGUACAGGAUCCUGAUCGCCACCGACGUCGCCGCCAGAGGUCUGGACAUCCCUGCGGUGCAGGUCGUCAUCAACCACAACACCCCGGGUCUCCCCAAAAUCUACAUCCACCGAGUCGGCAGGACGGCGCGAGCAGGGAGAAACGGCGUCUCCAUCACUUUAGUGACUCAGUACGACAUUCACCUGGUUCAAUCCAUCGAACAAAACACACAGACCAAACUGAAGGAGUUUCCGGUCGACGAAAAAGAAGUGAAUAAAAUCCUGACCCAAGUGAACGUGACGAGACGCGAGUGUGAAAUCAAACUGGAGGCGUCGGAUUUUGACGAGAAAAGAGAAAUCAACAAAAGGAAGCAGCUGAUCCUGGAGGGAAAGGACCCGGACUUGGAGGCGAAGAGGAAAGCCGAGCUGGAGAAGAUCCGGAGUCAGAAGAGAAAGUUUAAGGAAAAGAUCCAGGAAACGAUGGAAAAACAGAAAAAAGCCCAAAUCAAAAAAAACAUCCGGAAACGGCGAGAGAGACAAAAGAAGAACAAGGCCAAAGCUGCAGCAAAAUGACACUGGACUCUGGACCUGAGGUUAAAGACUCUGAGGUUAAAGACUCUGAGGACAGGGGGCGCUAUUGUGCUUUUCUAAAUCAACUUAAAAACAGAGCUGAGAUUUAAAUCUGGAUUUCACUGAAGACCAUAGACUUUAAGAGCCCAUUUUGUGCCUUUUUCUAAUGUAAAAUGUCGUUUCCUCGUCACAAACAAACCUGGAGUUGUGUUUUUUUUCGCUCACAAGUUUAAACUCUCAAACCUGCAGAUUUACUCUCGAGUUCUUCUCUCAAACUCAACAAAUUUGGUCAAACGGGACGUCCUUCGUGGUGUUUUCAAACUCCACACAGACCUGGUUUAGACUAGAAUUGUUUGGCGAUUCCAAAAGUGAAAUUAUCCAAUCACUUUUGAAUUAAACCUAAAAAAGAGAUGUUCACUGGAAAACUACAGCUUCAUGACAUCACGAGGUGGAACAAAGCAUGAAGUGUAACAUGAACCUGCCCAGAGACGACAGGUGGACAUGAGCUCUGCUGCUACGACCUGGAACAAACCUCUCUCCUGUUGAGGUUCAUGUAGAUUGUGCACUGUCCCCGUCUCAAAUUAAACUGGAGAUGUAAACACUCAUAAUAGUUUUACUCAAACGUGUGAAUGAAACAAAACAACUCCAGCUCUGUUUUUGUUUUUGAGGGAACAGCGUUAGAACAUGACUUAAACCUCACCAGUCCAUUAUUUUGUGAUAUGUAGAACUUUUAAACUCAUCCAAGCUGCUUCAGUUCAGUUCAGAACCGAAGAACUGAAACAGUUUGGAUGAGCGGCGAAACAUUCAACCUGAAUAAACUUUUGUCCAGUUGAGAUUGAAUUUGCCUGGACGACUGAGGGAUUUUACACUUCAGAGUCUAAAAUUCAUAGUGAAAAAUUUCACAGUGAUCCGAUCUAACCUAGUAACAAACAGAAAACGGUGCACUGGAGCGAUCUGAUUGGUCAGAAUUCACCUCAUUAUAAUGUCAAACCCCGCCCACAGAUGAGAACAGCCAAUAGCACAAGAGUCAAACUCACAUUGAGCCAAAAUUUAAAACUGGGAUUAAGUCGUGGGCCAAACUAAAUAUUUAUUGAAAAAUUUGCAAAAAACAUCUGCAUGUUUUCUCUUCUUUCGAGAUAUGUAAAGUUAAACCUUUUCUUAUUAAAAUGUUUAGUAAUAAUUUUGCUUAAACAUUGAAUCCAGAACAAACAGAAUAUAAAAUAACAUUUUAAAUAAGUCAUGUCUCUAUAGUCGAUCUGUAGGCGGUGGGCAGCUCUAAUACAGAUUUAAUAUGAUCUUGCGGGCCAAAUAUAAUUAUAUCACAGGCCAAAUUUGGCCCCUGGGCCUGAGUUUGACUUGUCUGGCCAAUAGGAAACCACCUCUGUCCUCUUCACAGGAUCAAUGCUUCUGUUUUGGCGUCUUGGAUCUUUGCUGUGAAUUUUUACUCUGUAGUUUGACUGUUCAGUUUGAGGAUGUGAAAAGAUCUGUACUGAAUAUUUAAAAGGUGACAUUUUAAGUAUACUUUUUCAGUAACUAAAAUAUCAAAAAUGUUUUUUCAGAGUUAAAAAUUGGGAGAAAUUCAGCAGUAUUUAAAAUUCAAAAUCCCCAGAGUCCCCUGUUCUGGCAAAUUUAUCCAAGAAUUGUCCCAAUUUUUGACAAAUUUCAUCCCUUCCAAUAGUAAAAAAGAGGCAUAAACUAUCAUUUGUUUAUGAAAAAUACAAAAAAGCUGCUUAAAAACGACCAAAACACACAAAAAACCUGACUAAACUGACUCAUUUUCGUCACGAAUGACCAGAGAGCAAAAUAAUUCUCUUUAAUUCCGCACUCGUUUCACAAUUUUAUUAUCACCAACCUCCAGAAAUUAAGAGUGCCCCAGUUUUUUUAUUUUGAAAAUCUGCUCAUGUGGUUUUCAGUCUCAAAACACCUGAAACUGUGUAAUAUUUUAGACAACAAAGACAAAUUGUACAUACAUAUAUUGAAGUUUGUGUGUAAUUUAAUGAUUUUGCAAUAAAUGAACACAUAAAAACAAAAACAAAAAGCGUGUUUGUUGCAUGUUUCGCUUUUAUUGAAUCAGUUACAAGGAGAAUCAAAGCUGGAACUUCACUGCAAAAUAAGGAACUCGUCCAGAAUGGUAAACUAUAAUUACUCUAGCCCACUGAUUUCAAUACGGAACCUAAAGAAUAAUAAGAAGAAUUAAAAUCUACCCCAAAGUCCACAGCACAACUCCGGUCUAACUCUACGGAAAAGCAACAUGUCCCUUUAAAGCUAAAAGUUACAUAAACGAGCCACUUUCCAACGAGGCCGUCACGUUUUCCGUGUUUUCCCGACGGCGUGAUUGUCUGCGUCUGAAAAUAUGGUACAUUCUUAUCGAGAAGAGAAAAAAAAAAGCAAAAAAACGACAUUACAAUCGCCGGAAAGUAGCAAAAUAAAGCGGCUGACCGGCUAAGCGUCAUUCCUACGGCGACGAGUUCAACGAAACGCGACGGGAAAAGGCGGGAAUUCUAUUUUUAAAACACGAGUUCGUGGCGUUUAAGUGCAUAUGACGGGUCCGGGCGUUAAAUUUCACUAAAACAUUUUUAAAUUUGCGAACAUAGUGUAAAAAUCUCACGUCGUUUUGUGAUUUUGUCGACGUUUAUGGUUUUACUUCUUGACGAAACUUAACGAACAAGCGUCAAAACGGGAAUAAAUUACGCAGAAGUUCUGAUUCCACUCACACAAAUAAAUAACUACACUUUUAUUUUGUUAAAUGAAGGUUUAACGUGUCAGAAAAAGUCUGUCCUUGCGCGUUUUUAAAGUUUUAAAACGCGUCGCUACUUCGGGAUUUUUGUUCUUUUCUUCUCAACUUUUCUCCAUAAAAAAUGCCACUUCGAGGUUCCGUAUUACGACGUUUUCCGAUGUUUUAAUGUCGUUUCUUCGUCGCAAACAGACCUGGAGUUGUCGUUUUUUUCCACACAAACACUGUACGUUUAGGCUGAGGUUACGAGGGAAUACAGGAAGUGCUCCACUGUGUUUUUAAACUCCAUAUUGACCCGGGACAGUCCCAGUUUUGAGCCCCCGUCUCAGCAGAUUUACACAAAACCACUAAUUUGUCCCAGUUUUAUACAAAAAAUGUCCCAAAUGUCUCUAUUUUUGACCAAUAAUAAAGAGCAGAGGUGCACAAAAAUAUUGAAAUACCGACGUAUCGUAUCGUUUUAUGUGAUGAUUCAGUAUCGAUGUAUCGCCGAGACUAUUUUUAUGCGACACAUUUGACCUUUUUCGCUGUUUUGAUGAUUAAAAUGUUUGUGUUUCUUUUUAACUUUGCAUAAGAAGUGAUUUAACAUGAUUUAGACUUUAUUUUUCACGGAACUGAAUCGAAUCAUAUCGUAUCGAAUUGUACUGAAUCAAAAGUGCACGGUAUCGAAAAACGUAUCGCAUUCUGGCAACUUAUCGGCAACUUGACGAAUCACAGCCCUAUUGACGAUUAGGGGUGUGCAAAAAUACUGACAUAUCGAAAUAUCGUAUCGUUUAAUGUGAUGAUACAAUAUCGAUAUCACGGGCUGUUUUAUCGAUAUAUCGCCAAGAGGAUUUUUUGAUGAAUUUUACUCAAUUAUUUUGUUAUAGAGCUUCAAUUUUGUUGCUUGUUUAGCGGAAGGAAACUUAUUUAUGCGACACAUUUGACAUUUUUACCGUUUUGAUGAUUAAAAUGUUUGUUAAACCACUUUUUGUGCAAAGUU